CUGCGGCUCACAUUCCUGAGGACGGCUGUCUGCUCCUAUCCCGAGCUUUUCAUUCCCAACAAACCUGAAGAAACUGUCUGGAAGCCACCCGGACCCUCACUCUCCCGACUUUAGAUAACUUUUUUUCUACACUUGAACCACUUUUUUACUUUCCAAAAGACUUUGGCCUCGGACGGACUUGUAUUUUUUUUUUUUUACUCAUAAAUCAACUGCUCGUUGCAAUACUUAAAGUAGACCAAGUGUAGCAUUUAUAUAGAUUUAUAUAUUUUUUGCACAGCCCCCAAAAUAGUCCUAGUUGUAGUUUUUCCAUUAAGUCUUAAGUAACCCAAGAGCGAAACAAUGGCAGGUAUGAACUCCCUGGAUGCUGUGAAGAGGAAGAUCCAGUGUUUGCAGCAGCAGGCCGACGACGCCGAGGACCGGGCUCAGGUCCUGCAGAGAGAGCUGGACGGGGAGCGGGAGCUGCGGGAGAAAGCCGAGGGAGAUGUAGCAGCUCUGAACCGUAGGAUCCAGCUGGUGGAGGAAGAGUUGGACCGUGCCCAGGAAAGGCUGGCCACGGCGCUGCAGAAGCUGGAGGAGGCAGAGAAGGCUGCAGACGAGAGUGAGAGAGGGAUGAAGGUGAUUGAGAACAGAGCGAUGAAGGACGAGGAGAAGAUGGAGAUUCAGGAGAUGCAGCUGAAAGAGGCCAAACACAUUGCAGAGGAGGCCGACCGUAAAUAUGAGGAGGUGGCCCGUAAGCUGGUGAUCUUGGAGGGCGACCUGGAAAGAGCUGAGGAGAGAGCGGAGGUCUCAGAAUGUAAAGCCAGUGACCUCGAGGAGGAGCUGAAAAAUGUGACCAACAACCUGAAGUCCUUAGAAGCCCAGUCUGAGAAGUACUCGGAAAAGGAGGACAAAUACGAGGAGGAAAUCAAAGUUCUCACUGACAAACUGAAGGAGGCUGAAACCCGUGCAGAGUUUGCAGAGAGAACAGUGGCCAAACUGGAAAAGAGCAUUGAUGACCUGGAAGAUAAAUUAUCACAUGCCAAAGAGGAGAACCUGGGUAUGCACAAAGUCUUGGACCAGACCCUGCAGGAACUGAACAGCUUAUAAACAGAGAGAGGAAGUAGAAGAGGAUGAGAUUCGUUGUUAACAUUCCAUUAAACAUUCGACUCCAUUCCGUAUUUUGAGCUGUAAAAUCUUUACUCCCCACAUAAAGGGGGAUUAACUUAAUGCUUGUCCCUUGAUGAUUUUUUUUUUUUUUUUUUUUUUUUUAAAGUCACAAAACUUUUUUUUUUAUUAUUUGGAUGGGAAAUUAUUUUGAACCCAUUGCCCCCCCCCCUUUUUUCACAUCUCCAGCUAGGAUUGCAGAAAUUCUUCCAAGAAGUUUAUUUUUGGCCACAUAUUUAGAGAGAACCAACAAUAAAUUGGCCCUGAAAGCCUGAGAUUUGUUCUUUGAACCACUGUAACUGGCUAAUUUUCACAUACUACAUGCACAUACGUUGCUCUGUCUGAUCAUUUUCAUACAUGGCCUUCAAGUGGUGUUGGGUUUGGCUCAAUCUGCAUCAAUGUGGCUCCGAAGUUCCUCCUAGUGGCCAUAUGAAACAACUGUUUUAAUGUCAUUACACCACUUAAAAAGAAUUUGAUCAGUCAGUCAUGGCUUUAUCAUCCUAAAUCUGUUUGUUUAAAUUGAAUAGUGGUGAAAUGAUUAGAUGUCCUGAUGGAAAGGUUUCAUUUAAAAAUACACCACUAAGGCACGUGCUGCUUAUGUGCAUUAGACUUUUUUUUUCACUUAACUACAAAGUAAUGCCUCCUCAGCGCCACUUUAUUUUCUACCUGAGCUUGUCGAGGUGAACAUUUCUAGUGCGUCAGAUUUUCUCUAUAAUUUUAGCUGUGGAAGUCUGCAGAACAUCAGAGUUGUGCGUGUGCACUUUGUGCUGCCUUUCCUUCAGCUUUCCCUGACCACUGAUGCCCAUCAUUUAGCCAAUAUUGACAUUGUUUUAAAACAGAUGAGCGAGCCUAUCCCUAAACCACUGGAAGUUUAGUCAAGUCUUACAUUCCUGGAUUCUCAUUGUGUAUAUAGUAGAAUAAUGUUAGGUAUUUGAGAAGUCGCGUUGCUUGGAGUUUUCUUCUUUCUUUUUUUUUCUCCCCCCCCCCUAUUUUCACCACCUCCUUUUGUCAGGGGAGCUCUCAAAACCAAAGAAACAGACAAUUCGUCAAAUGUUUUAUUUCCGUUGGUGAUGGUCAUCGUGGUCUCAGCUCAUGUCUCUCAUUUGACAAAGACCAUUUUGAAAUUCCAUUCACCACCCCCUCCAUGUCAACCUAAUAAAAUGUUUUACAGAA
Molecule: messenger RNA, 2316 nt
Organism: Cololabis saira (Pacific saury)
Lineage: Eukaryota; Metazoa; Chordata; Actinopteri; Beloniformes; Belonidae
Gene: tpm4a
Product: tropomyosin 4a
Exons: 8
Coding region: 340-1086 (248 amino acids)
Biological process (GO): muscle contraction; actin filament organization
Cellular component (GO): actin filament
Molecular function (GO): actin filament binding
Source: RefSeq, a predicted model, not a curated record